GGAAAAUACCAUCAUUAGGAGCAAUCGUCGUUUGUGCUGAUCCAAGGCACCAACAUGUUGUCUGCUACGCUCUCUGCAGUUAAAAGGGCUGUGCCCUCAGCAGCAUGCCUCGCUUCAGCGGCUGUGAGGAUGAAGCACACACUGCCAGACCUCCCCUAUGACUACAACGCUCUGGAGCCCUACAUCUCGGCAGACAUCAUGAAGCUCCAUCACCAGAAGCAUCACAACACCUACGUCACAAACCUCAAUGUGGCCCAGGAAAAAUUGGCAGAAGCAGAGGCCAAAAACGAUAUCAACUCUAUCAUCUCCCUCCAGCCAGCCCUCCGGUUCAACGGCGGAGGACACAUCAACCACUCCAUUUUCUGGGAGGUGCUCAGUCCGAACGGUGGCGGGGAGCCAGAUGGGGACCUUAUGCACUGCAUCAAACGCGACUUUAGUUCAUAUGAGGAAAUGAAGAAGGAGCUAACUGCAUCGGCUGUGUCAGUCCAGGGGUCAGGGUGGGCGUGGCUCGGGUUCAACCCUGUCAGUGGCCGACUGAGAGUGUCUGCCUGUGCUAACCAAGAUCCUCUAGAGGCAACAGCAGGACUGGUUCCCCUGUUUGGCAUCGAUGUCUGGGAACAUGCCUACUACCUCCAAUACAAGAAUGUGAGGCCAGAUUAUGUUAAAGCUAUUUUCAAUGUUGCCAACUGGGAUAAUGUGGCCCAAAGACUAUCAGAAGCUAAACUUGCUGCCUGAAGUUCAUGAGUGAAGACAAAGUCUGUGAGAUGUGUAUAACAGAAAGUUUCCUUACCCAAGAGAAGAUCUGUACCUGAUGCUCGGUGUGGAAUAUUGCACUGGACAUCAGUAGACAUUGAAAUAUAGAUUACAGAUACAAUGAUUUAAUCAUGAUUGAAAGAUUUUUGAUGUGGCUUUUAAGACACAGUUCUGCUUUGAAUGCAAAUACUCAGUAUCUUAUGCCCAAUGCUGUUGUGGUAUUGUUUUGAAAAAUAAAUUUUGUCAUCUUCAAA
Haliotis rubra (blacklip abalone) is the source of this 1007-nucleotide messenger RNA. Its product is annotated as superoxide dismutase [Mn], mitochondrial-like. Gene Ontology annotation, biological process: superoxide metabolic process. Gene Ontology annotation, cellular component: mitochondrion. The transcript has 4 exons. Gene Ontology annotation, molecular function: superoxide dismutase activity; metal ion binding. The record is from RefSeq and is a predicted model, not a curated record. Bases 55 to 735 code for a protein of 226 amino acids. Lineage: Eukaryota; Metazoa; Mollusca; Gastropoda; Lepetellida; Haliotidae.